Oryctolagus cuniculus (rabbit) is the source of this 699-nucleotide messenger RNA. The record is from RefSeq and is a predicted model, not a curated record. NCBI's taxonomy places the organism in Eukaryota, Metazoa, Chordata, Mammalia, Lagomorpha, Leporidae.
AUGCCCGGUGCUCUGCUUCUCUCUGCAAGCGGCUCCAACGGCCAGCGCCGGGCCAGGCAGAAGCCAGGAGGCUUGACCUCCAUUCAGGGCGCCCAGGAGGCCGGGAGGCGUGGUCCCUGGGUCACAGGCUGCAGAGGCCGCACUGCCAGCGGCCCUGGGGCGUCGGACGCUGGACGCGGCAGGCAGCGCGCAGGUGCGUCCCGUGGCGCCACGGCGGCCGCCCGUGGGGAGUGCGCCUGCGCCCGGCGCUGUGCCCCGGAAGUGGCCCCUUGUGCCCCGGAAGUGGCCCCUCGUGGCCCGCGGCGCUCAGGUAGGAGUCCUCGCGGGUCCCGUCCGCUGCUGCCGGAGAGCCCGCGCGAGCCAUCGGAGCCGUCCUGGACGCUGCCGGCGGAGCCUGCGGGAGACCCAGCGCCCCCGGGGUCAGGCCGGGCUCAGAGAGGCUGCGGCCCGAGGCUGCCGCGCCGUUUCCCGGGCGCGGUUCUCUUCUUCGGCCCCUCGUGGAAGCAGCGGCCUUCGCGGGCCUCUGUGCCGCCAGCAGACCGGGCCCCCUUGGCGGUACAUCUCCUGCUCAGCCAUCCUCAGAUGGAAGUCUGCUCCUCAUCUGUUCCUGCCCAAAAGCCUGUUCAAGUCUUGAGGAGCCGUCCUCGAUGCUGCUGGCGGAGCCUGAGUGAGACCCAGUGCCUCCGGGGUCAGGCCUGA